CUACCCUGCGCGUUUUUGGUUUUCUUCAUCGGCAAAGAAUCUUCUUCGCCCAAAUAUGGAAAUUAAAAAAAUCCGCUGAUUCUUCACGGAUUUUUUUGCCUUAAUUCCGAAAUCUACCACUCCAAAAUCGAAGAAUUGGCCGAAAUCGCCUUAAAACCAGUACUUCGCAUGUUUUUGCCUUAAUUCUUCUCUUCGGUUUCGCCUUAAGAUCCGUGAACAUUGAUUCUUCGCAUGCUUGAAGAUCCAGGUUAGCAUGUCGGAGCAGUAUUUGCACGGUGGUGACAUUGAGGUAAGACCAUAGUCCUCCAUCAUUUUUGUUAAUGGGCGAGUGAAAGUAUUUUAGCCAAGGUUUUCUGAAUUUUAAUUAGCUGGUUUCAGUAUGUUUUCAACAUGAAGUUACAAGUAUAUAUGUCGUUUCGUUAAAGAGCUCUUUCCGCUGAUUUUGUUUUAAAGAGCUGCCUUUGUUUUUCUUUUUAUCCUGCUCAAUAGUUUUCCCCGUGGGUGGAAUACCCCAUUGCAUAUAUAGAGUUCAUGCAAGUUGACAAUUUCAGAAAGGUUUAUUUCUCAUAGUCCAGAACUCUCUUGAGAUACAUGUUGCUAAUGGAUAAAAUGCUGGGAAUACAAGGGUUGGAAUUAAGAGUAUGUUUCUGUUGAUUAACUGCUAUCAAGUGGCGCUAUUAAUAUAGUCGUUAUAAUGUAAGGAAUUUUAAGAUUUUUUAAAAGAUUUGAGAGGUUUGAAGUGUUAUUUUUGCUAAUAGUUGACCGUUUUCCAAUAUUUUUAUUCACGUGUUCUAUUUUUCAGAUGAAAUAGAACUUAUUUACUAUAUUUAAUGUAGAUAUAGUAUUUUUAUAUUGGUUAGGCAUUUAUUAUAACUGCCUCUAUUAGGCUUAAUUUUUUAAAAAUGUUGUGAAAUAAAGUGGUUGCAGAAGCUAAAAAUCAUUGGUCUAAAAGAUGUAUUAUUAUCAAGCAAUUGAUAUGUAAAGAUAUUAUCCCAUUUUUUUGGCCAUGCAGACUUUAGAGAUACCAUCUCACUACAAUUCAAGAAAUCGAUUAAUUUUGCAACUCAUUAGAAUGGUUUAAAGGUAGUUGUUCAAAAGAGCUCAUAUUUUUCCCAAAAUUAUCAUGCCGAAGGCAAAGGGGUUAUGAGAAUUGCAGAGACUGGAGAAUUUAUGAACAUCUUUGGUGAUGGUAAGGUCUUAAUUAACUUUUCUCUAGAUAUCAAUGUUAUGCCAAGGUAAAAACUUUCAGUGAUUUCUAGGCUGAUCAUUUCAAACUCUAUUUAUGCCUUUGAGUAGGGGUUUGAUUCCCAGGCUGAUCUAUUAUAUAUAUAAAAACACAAUCAAAAUCGUACCCAAAUCUCACGGUGCAAUUUCAAUUUGAGAUGCUAUCAGACGGCCUAAUUUCUUGCAAUUUCAGAUCCUAACAGUCAUUUACGGUUUCCUGAUUUUUCUCCAUCAUCUUCUAUUCCGUUCCAUUUAGCGCCCUCAAUCGCUGUCCAAUCCUCGAUGAAAUUGAUGGUCAUUUGAAACAAUUUGUUCACGCACAAUCGCCGGAAUCUAAUUUCUUCUUACUGUCGCACAGCUCCCUAGCAGUGGAAUUGAGAUGACACAAAGGGGUAACGAUGCCGACAUGAAUGAUGGCAGCGCCGGGCUAGGGUUUUGGCCCUAACGCAUCCAGGGAUAAAGUUGAGGACUUCAUUAAAUUGGUGGAGGGAGUUCGGUGUAUAAGACACAGAAACUUGGUGAAAUUAGUUGGCUUUUGUGCUGAAGGAAUUUACAGGGUUCUUACGUAUGAACAUGUAGACAAUGGUACUGUAAAGCAUUGGCUUCACGAUAUCCCGAGCCACGCCAGCCCAUUAACGUGGCGCAUUUGAAUGAAUAUUAUUAUUCUUGGAGUCACCAAAGGGUACGUUCAAUUUGUUUUGUUGCAUUACGAGUCGUUCAUUAAUUUAAGCUUAACGUGUUUCACCAAGUUUCUGUGUCUUAUACACUGAACUCCCUCCACCAAUUAAAUUCUAACAACAUGACGGAAGGCGCAACACAGGUGGACAACUUUGGGGGUCAGGGUAAUCCAUGUUUGUUUUUUAUGAUUUACUACGUGCUUUUUUAUCUGUAUGGAAAAAUGUUCCAUUCUCUUCAUCUUUACUUAAUUAUAUUUGCAUCAAUAAUGGGAUCCUUAGUACAUAGUUGCCCACCAGUAUUAGAUGCUGGAAUGACUCAUUUUUUAUCAAAUUUUUACAGUUUGAGUUUUGCAGUAUGCCUAAAAUGUAUGAGCAUCAUUAUAGUUUGAGUUUUGAUAUGAUUCAGGCCCACAAUCGAGAAUGUUGAAGUACCCUCCUCGGAAGUUUGGCGAAUAAAAGGAUAGAGAAGCGCGACAGGGAAGAAGGAGAGGGGUUCCAUUCCGUUCUAAAUUAAUCUGUGUUAAGCUAUCGGAAAUAAAUAAAAUCGAUCAGAAGAGCGAUGAUAGAUACAGAGGCAACGCCGAGCGGCCAUGUUAGGAACCACAGUGAAUUGGGUCACAGCCUUGCCGAAUCCGAUAAAAGAGAUUAUGAUACACAUGGUACAUAUACCAAAAAAAGAGAAUUAUCCCAAGAGCUGAAUGUUGAUACACAAGGUCCAUCCACCAAAAGAAAAUCGUUGGUGGAGCCGAAUCUUGCUACACAGGAUCCAUAUGCCAUUGGUAAAUGCAAUGAGCUCACACCAGGUUGGAUUGUUUUUAGGAUGUUGAUUCCCACAAACAACGAUGAUGCCAUUAAUCGUUACAAGCGUCAUAUUUGUCACCUGAAAUCUCAUUUUGAGAAGAAAAAUGUUGAAGUGGAUUUUCAUUCCAUAGCUACUGGAGUUGGAGUUGUUAUGGUAUCAGCGAAAAGGGAUCCUAGACGCUCCAUUGCUCAUGUUAAUGCUUUUAAUAAGGUUCACCGUUCUUUUUUACACACCAUGCCUUAUGAGAACUGCUUAACAAGAUUACUUGUACCAGCUUCAUUUGCAAAAAGAUUGAUUAUUCUCUACACAAUCAAGUCCAAUCCGUGCAGACUUAAAUUGUAUCUAACAGAUAACAUAUCAGUUUUUUGCCCCGGUGAUGUGAUUGUUGACGUGGAAGGGAGCCGUGGGCAUGUACGUAAUAUGAUUGCAUCAAUUGUUCCUUAUCUGGAAACGUUUGAAGUUGAUGAGACCAUGAUGUCUGAGUUCAAAGCUGGAAAUGGCAUUCGUCCAUCUUAUCGUGAAAUACAUGCACCUGAAAAAACAUUCUCAGGUGUGAAAGCUCAAAGAGAGUAUAUGGUUUGCGACCACAAACGAAUUCCCCUGUCAUAUAUUGAUUAUCUAAUUGGCAAAGACGGUGCAAAUAUUAAAAAUAUAUGGAAAUCAAGUCCGGCGGCAUCCGUUUACUUGAAAACGUUUACACUUAAAGAGGUGAUUAUUUCUAUUGAGGGUGAAUGUUAUUUAGAUGCUAAGGAUGCAGAGAUUGCAAUGGAGGAUUUGAUUCCAGAAGACGAAAAGAUAGAUGGAGAACUUGUCUUUGAGGCCAUGAUGCAAGCGCAGGUAGGGUACUCUUGGAAUUUUGUGGAGGAUUUACCUUCAGAGGGAGGGAGGGAAUAGUGAGGAUCAGGGGUGGGCAUGAAAUUCGUUCCCGUUGGACCGUUCUGAAAAAUCCCGAAUCCGUUUUGUAAUUGUACCGAAUAAUUGGGACUCUAUUUUUUUAUCCCGAACCCGUUCCGUUCCAUUAUCAAAUGUGACAUGAGCGGGACAACUUAAAUUUAU
Messenger RNA from Cuscuta campestris, 3759 nucleotides. NCBI's taxonomy places the organism in Eukaryota, Viridiplantae, Streptophyta, Magnoliopsida, Solanales, Convolvulaceae. The record is from the annotation of a GenBank genome assembly.